This is a messenger RNA of Letharia lupina, 1170 nucleotides long. RefSeq lists its product as uncharacterized. The transcript has 3 exons. Lineage: Eukaryota; Fungi; Ascomycota; Lecanoromycetes; Lecanorales; Parmeliaceae. The coding region runs from base 1 to 1170 and encodes 389 amino acids. The record is from RefSeq and is a predicted model, not a curated record.
AUGUCCGGGAGCCCAUCGGCCUGGGGAGGGCGAUAUAACUUAGGUGGAGACAAAGACGAGUCUCCAAGCCAUACCAAUGAUUCAUGGAUAGAGCGACAAGACAAUGCACUUGACGGGGAGCCCUACUGGGUUGAGUCAGAACAUCCAUCCACCCCGUUCAUCCAAGCGUACAAUGAUUGGGUCGGCUUUGACCCCGGCCAAGAAAGCCUCGUUGGUACUCUCGAAGAUAUCGAAAACCUCGAAAAUGUUCCCAGCUUUCCGCCCAAUAUAGAUGCAUCAACACUCGUCUCAGUCGAUGCCACCAACCCAAGCCCUACAGGCUCCUCUCUUCACCGAACUUACCAUACACCGGGAAAGACACUGCCCUGGGCCAAUGGCAGCCAAUGGGGGGUGCAUGAGACUGGCUCUCCGCCAAUGGCGCAUGGCACGUACCAUGCGCCUUUGUUGUCAAAUCCUCGCCAUGGUGUAGUAGAGCCAGAUCCGCUUGAAUUCUUCAACCCAUAUCGUGGACUGUGGGAAUCAGAUGGCUUUAUGGAACCCAGCAGCAGAUGGGUACCUCUGGCCUCACGGGGUUCCACGCCGCGCGGCUAUCCACAGUUAUCAGAAGUUGCAUCGAUCUCCACAUCUCGUCAAGAUUAUCAGGAUAUCACUGCAGAGCAGACGGAGAUGCUCAGGCCAGUUGAUGCUCAGCUUCCAGAGCCGCCAUUCCCUUCAAUCGUAGACUUGCCAGAAUUCAAAACCCCUCAGCAGGGUACCGAUCCGUACAAGGGCUCAGCCAAUUCCACGCAGAAGGUCUGGCUGGGGGGAAUAACAUCAGAUGCUACGCCUCACUUUGAAGAGCAUACUGCGGUGAACCACGAAAUUUCCUAUCAGCCACGCGACACCAGCAAGAAUGCAACAAACGAAACCUCCAUAUCAAUCAACGGGCUUGCUUCAAAUCUAGUUCCUGUAGCUUGCACAGCCAUAACAGAAGCAACCCGCCGAUCAAAGGCUCCAAAUGCGGACCUCACCCUUGUGAUUGGAGGGGGGAAACACGCGGCCUCAAAAGUACGAAAGGCUUUCUCAAAGGGCCGCCGUCAGGAAGUUGCUGGAACUCGACAGAAGCAAGUACUGAAUUAUCCCAGUGUCAUCGAGCGAAUGUUCAGGACGGCAUUUGUGAACGAUGCUUGA